This is a messenger RNA of Eublepharis macularius, 1365 nucleotides long. Its product is annotated as transmembrane protease serine 11B-like. The coding region runs from base 1 to 1365 and encodes 454 amino acids. Lineage: Eukaryota; Metazoa; Chordata; Lepidosauria; Squamata; Eublepharidae. Gene Ontology annotation, biological process: proteolysis. The record is from RefSeq and is a predicted model, not a curated record. Gene Ontology annotation, molecular function: serine-type endopeptidase activity. The transcript has 9 exons.
AUGGUCCCCAGGCUGUGCGAGUACGUGAAGAUUGCAUUCAGAGAUUGUGUGCGUCUCCAGGGAGUGACCGCUGUGCCUGUCGAGCAGAACAGAAGUCAGCUAAUGCUACCUCCUGGUGUCCAUCGGUCAAGUAGGAGCGGGAUCACCAAGAGACACGUCCCCAAGCCCCAUGUCAUCGAGAAGGACCUGACGUUCACCUCAACCUUGGAACCUGCUUUUCCAAAGAAGCAAAGCGUAGCAGUGAAACCAAGCUCUCCACAGGAAGAAAAUGAAUCCAACCAGUACUUCAAGGGCUCAUUUGAUCUGGUGAACGAGACCUACCAUUCCAACUACGGGAAUUCCUCUUCAGAUGAUUUUAAGAGUGAGGCUUUGAAGCUGGAGAAUAUGAUUAGUAAUGCUUUUGCAAAAAGUACAUUGAAACAGCAUUAUCAGGACUCAUCUAUAAUGGCACUAAUGUCUAGCCCCUUCAGAGCACAUUUCAUACUGAGGUUUAGCAAUGGCAUCCAAGAAUCGAAGCUCAGCCACAACACUGUGGCCCAGGAAAUGAUUCAAGGGUACCAGGAAGUGCCGGGCAACAAAGUUCUGAUGGAUGUGGAGAGCUUGCAGGUGGAAGAUUACAGUGGAUUUUGCCUUCUGAAGCCAUCAUCUCCGUUCCUCCAUAAUGGGGCAAGUGACGGCCAAAGCAACUACCAGGGUAAUCAAGAUAACAACCAGAAUGACAACAACCUUGGUGAUAAGGAGGGCUUUCCCUGGCACAUCACAGUGUUGAAGGAUGGAGAGCCUGCUUGCGCUGGGAGCAUGAUCACUGAGAAGUGGGUUCUGAGCACCAGCAGCUGUGUGAUAUCCAGUGAAGUCUCGUCAUAUUCCAUUCAGCUUGGCACAGGCAAAGAGAAACAUGAUCCUGAGGAUGAACUGUAUUCAGUCGCCAAGAUUGUCUCUCACUCCUUAGAGGAUCUCGUAUUAAUCCAGCUGGCAAAAUCUGCCCCGAUCACGCCUUCGGUCCAUCCAGUUUGCCUUCCUGAUCUGUCCCGUGUUGCACCCGCUGGGACAGAGUGCCAGGCUCUGGGAUCAAAGAAAGUCGGGGACGUAGAUGUCCUUCAGUGGAUGGUAACUUCCCCAUCUGGCUGCCUCCUCUCUUCCUCCUCCACAUCAGUGUGUGCACAAAUGUCGCACUUCAAAUACAACGUGCAGAUGACCCCUGGAGGAUCUUUUGUCUGUCCAGGAGAGACUAAACAGCUUUACUUGGAGGGAAUCAUCCCAUCUUCCACAGAGAGCCAAAGCUCAUCCAUGAAGAAAGAUCAAACGGCCAUCUUCACUCGAGUGGCACCUUUUGUUCUGUGGAUAAAAUCUCAGGUUCUCCCUUGA